Messenger RNA from Tupaia belangeri chinensis (Chinese tree shrew), 3773 nucleotides. RefSeq names its product adhesion G protein-coupled receptor G5 (gene ADGRG5). Gene Ontology annotation, biological process: adenylate cyclase-activating G protein-coupled receptor signaling pathway; cell surface receptor signaling pathway. Gene Ontology annotation, molecular function: G protein-coupled receptor activity. Lineage: Eukaryota; Metazoa; Chordata; Mammalia; Scandentia; Tupaiidae. The transcript has 12 exons. Gene Ontology annotation, cellular component: plasma membrane. The record is from RefSeq and is a predicted model, not a curated record. The coding region runs from base 743 to 2368 and encodes 541 amino acids.
CUGUCUCCCCUGGGAGGGCGAUCUCCCAUUCUCCCUCCCUCUGUCUCUCUCUGUCUCUCUCCAGCUUGCGCACAGGCCCUGUGUUAAAAACCUAAAACAAAGUGGCUGUCCUGUUUUGCACUCCCUCCAGAAAUGUAGGAGAGUUCCAGCUGUUCCAUAUCCUCAACGACACUUGGUAUUAACAGUCAUUUUAAUCUCACCAUUCUAGAAGGUUGUCGUGAUACCUCAUUGUGCCUUUUGCCACCGGCAUCGCUUUUUCCAUAAAGUGACUGUUCGAUCCUUUCCUACACUUUUCAUGAAGUUGUCUUUCUUUUUCCUUUUUUAAAGGUGUAUGAGUUCUUUGUAAGUUUUUAAAAAAUCAGAUACAGGUUUGCAAAUAUUUCCUCCCACUCUGUGGCUUGUCUUCUCAUAGUCUUAAUGCAGACCUUCAAAUAGCAGAGGUUUUGAACUUUGAUGAAAUCUAAUUUAUCUUUUUUUUUUUUCUUUAAUGGAUUGUGGUUUUGGUGUUGUUUCUAAGAAAUCUUUGUCUAAAUCAAAAUCAGGAAGAUUUUCUCCAUUUUUUUUCCCCUAGGAAGUUUAUAGCUUUAGUUUUGAUAUUUGGAUCUAUGGUCCAUGUUGAGUUCAUUUUUUUUUUUCUUGGCAUCCAAUUGUUUCAGACAUUAUUAAAGACUACCCUCUCCACUGAACCACCUUUGCAUCUUUGUGGGAAGUCAGGGGCUGCAGGCGCCCGACCUCGGCUUUUAUGGUCUGGGCGGGAGCCCGUUGGUGGAGCAGACCCGGGGCGCAGGGCAUGGAUUGCUCUGGGGCCCUUCUCCUCUGCCUGUGUCUUCUGACUGCUCGGAGCGGGACAGCAGAGACACUGGAAGAACUCCAGCGCUGGAUCGAGAACAUAGAGAAACCCAGGAGCCGAGCACUGGCUUUUCCCAGGGGGCAAGUCCGUGCCCUGGAGCAGAAACUGCUGAAAGCUGACUUUCAGGGCCCCAGGCUGACCUUGCGGACGGACAUCAUCCAGUCUCUGGUCUUCAAGCUGGACUGCAACUUCACAGGCCUCUCACUGAGCAGCGACUCCCUGGAGCAGAACCCCAAGGCCCAGCCCUCGCACGCCAUGGAGCUCCCUGCGGAGCUGACUCAGGCCGCCUGCGUGACCAGCCACAGGAAGCUGCGGCUCAUCUGCGUUUACUUCUCCAGCACCUUCUUCUUCCAGGAUGACGACAACUCAUCCCUGCUCAAUAACUAUGUCCUGGGGGCCCAGCUGGACCACGGACACGUGAGCAACCUCAGGGAGACGGUCAACAUCAGUUUCUGGCACAACCAGAGCCUGGAAGACUACACAGUGACCUGUGUCUUCUGGAACGAGGGAGCCAGCAAGCAUUACUGGGGGGCCUGGAGCCCCGAGGGUUGUCGCACAGAGCAGCCUUCACGUUCCCAGGUGCUCUGCCACUGUAACCACCUCACCUACUUUGCUGUUCUCAUGCAAUUCUCCACGGCCCCGGUCCCUGCAGAGUUGCUGGCGCCUCUCACGUACAUCUCCCUGGUGGGCUGCAGCAUCUCCAUCGUGGCCUCGCUGCUCACUGUCCUGCUGCACUUCCAGACCAGGAAGCAGAGUGAUUCCAUAACACGCAUCCACAUGAACCUGCACACCUCCGUGCUGGGCCUGAACGUCGCCUUCCUGUUGAGUCCCGAGCUGGCCAUGCCCCCCGUGCCCCAGGCUGCAUGCACGGUGCUGGCCGCCAUCCUGCACUACAUGCUGCUCAGCUGUCUCACCUGGAUGGCCAUUGAAGGCUUCCACCUCUACCUGCUCCUCGGGCGCGUCUACAACAUCUACAUCCGCAGAUACAUGCUCAAGCUCUGUGCAGUGGGCUGGGGGGUCCCAGCCCUCCUGGUGCUGCCCCUCCUUGCUGCCAAGAGCUCAGUGUAUGGACCCUACUCGAUCCCCCUCUCUGGCACCCAGGAAAACGGCACAGCCUUCCAGAACACUUCCAUGUGCUGGUUGCGCAGCUCCCUAGCACACGCGGUCCUGGUUAUGGGCUAUGGUGGCCUCACGUGUCUCUUCAACCUGGUGGUGCUGACCUGGGCUCUGCAGGCCCUGCGCAGGCUGCGGGUGCAGAGGAGGGCGCCAGGUGCCCGGGCCUGCCAGGACACUGUCACCGUGCUGGGCCUCACCGUGCUGCUGGGCACCACCUGGGCCCUGGCCUUCUUCUCCUUCGGCGUCUUCUUUCUGCCCCAGCUCUUCCUCUUCACCAUCUUCAACUCGCUCUAUGGUUUCUUCCUCUUCCUGUGGUUCUGCUCCCAGAGGUGCCGCGCAGAGGCAGAGGCCAAAGCCGAGGCAGAGAUGGAGGCCUUCAGCUCCUCCCAGACGACACGAUAGCUUGAGCCUCCAGACCUGGAACCCUCUGCCUCACCUCUCCGUCUGCCUGCAACCCGCGCUCUGACUCCUACCAGAGAAGGUAGCAGGCUUGCUGCUGCUGAUGCCAGAGGCCGUCCUGCCCCCGGGAAGCUUUUCCACCUCUGUGACCUUCCCAAGCACAGAGGGCGGGCCACUGCGCUGUCUCCCCUGGUGCUCUGCUUUGGGAUGUGUCCCACCCCACCUGGCUGCUGUGAGCUUUGUCCUGCUGCCUGGGCUGGCCAGGCCUGUGGACGGAGCACGGGCCGGGGAGCCAGGAGGCCUGGCUCUGAGUCUCUUCUCAUGGACCUCAGUUUCCAUGUCUGUGACAUAGGGACAAGUGGCACUGGUCUUGCCUAACACACGAAAACUGAAAUCAGACCAGGGAGGAGACAUGUCAGAGUGGAGUGGGAUUUCUUAUGAACGCCACUGGCCUGCUGGGGAUGGGGUCUUGAGCAGCCUGCCCUGGAAGCACCUGCUGGUCCCUGAUACCUUUCUCCUGAAGAGGGCCAGGUGACAUCUCAGCCUGGGGUCCCCACCAGUGCUUAGAGACCCACUUGGUGUCAGGAUUCACCAGCCUUUGCCUGGGUCCUCUUUUCCUUUAACCCCUCUAGAUAGGAUGACCCAAACCCUAAGCCCACCCUUCCCAAAGAUAGGAAGUCCAGUCCUGCCCAGAGGCUGCAAAUCUGACGCCCCCAUCACCGCUGCCUUCCCUCCUCCUGCUCUUCCUCCUCCAUCACCAGCAAAGAUCAGGACGCCUCCUAGCUGAGCCAGCGGGACGCCAGUGGCUGGCUAUUUAAAGACUGGACAGGAUUGCAUUUCCUCUGGUAGGAUGAGGGUGCGGAUUCGAAAUCCCAAGUUUUCGCCACAGUCAUGGGCACCCUAGCCCUAGACCUGGCGUCAGACUGCGCUCACGGAGCCAGUGCUUUUCCCAGGAUGAACACCAGGGGGCGCUGAUGAUCUACGUGCACAGGCCUUUGGUGCUAACCCUACGUCUGGAAACGCGGCAAAGUUCUGCGGACUUGAUGGGCCGGCCGGCUGGAGGGGCUGCUUACCUCCAGGACUGCCUGCUGAGGAGACUGCAGGAGGAAAUGCCACUCCUGCUUCCAUGGCCAUUUGUCCCUUCCCAGUGCGGCUGUCUGCUCUUGGGGCUUGCUCCUGACAUAGAGCAGAAUGGCGGGCAGGCUUGACUCCCAGGGCCAUCAGUCAGAUCUUAUGACUGUCUCAGGGAACUGGGGCUGGAUCCCUUUUCUCCCAGGAGCAUCCUCUGCCCUUCCCUACAUUUAAAAUAUAUUUUUAUUUUUAUUAUUUUUAGUUUGCUAUAGUGCACAUGUGCUCACCAGAGACAGAGAGAGAGAGAGAGGAUGUGAGAAAUAACCCCACAGGGAAU